Messenger RNA from Oncorhynchus keta (chum salmon), 2225 nucleotides. RefSeq names its product homeobox protein Hox-A9-like. Gene Ontology annotation, cellular component: nucleus. Bases 425 to 1306 code for a protein of 293 amino acids. Gene Ontology annotation, molecular function: DNA-binding transcription factor activity, RNA polymerase II-specific; RNA polymerase II cis-regulatory region sequence-specific DNA binding. The record is from RefSeq and is a predicted model, not a curated record. Gene Ontology annotation, biological process: embryonic skeletal system morphogenesis; proximal/distal pattern formation; DNA-templated transcription. NCBI's taxonomy places the organism in Eukaryota, Metazoa, Chordata, Actinopteri, Salmoniformes, Salmonidae. The transcript has 2 exons.
UGCUUAUUACCCUGUAACAUAUGUGUAAAUAUACUCGUUAAAUGUGUGUUUUGGGAGAAUUAUUUAUUGGAUUUGCUGACCUAUACUAAGUGGACAGAUACUUCCAAUGGUAUUUCAGUUUAGUCUACUCUCCCUUUCCAUAGCCCUACACUUAUAUCAGCAGUAAUUGUAUAAAAUAAUAAUGAUUUGCUUUUAAAACUAGACAUUGUUACGUUUUAAGACAGAGACCCGCGAGCAUUUAAUAGCCAAAGGGAUUGAUUUAUCCUUUAUUGUUCAGCCUUUAUGAUCACGUGCGCUCGUCACCCAAUCGAAUGGCAGUCUUGCUUCCCAACUAUUAGUUGACUGUAGAUCUUUGUGGUGCCAAGUUGCUAUACUUGAUUUCUUCAGAUUGUUAUUUUGUAAAAGUCGGGUUUAGUGCUUGUGUAUGUGUGUGGUGUGUGUGGCACGCGUGUUUUUGUAUGUAUCUGUGUAUGUGUGGGUACAUGUGAAAGUCUCUUUUGUCAUGUCGACAUCUGGAACGUUGACUAGCUACUACGUCGACUCCCUCAUCUUGCCGGAGAUCGAGGAGCUGUCCGCGCCCAGAUACACCUCCGGUCAGGGGGGGCUCCAGCAUGCGAGGCAGCUCACCUCGCUCACCGAUCACACCGAGCUUGGGCCCUGCACCUUCCCGACGAAAGCUCCGGUCUUCAGCCCGUCCUGGGGCAAUGUAUCGACCCAGUUUCCAGGUGCCGUGUCAUCCGUGUACCACCACCCGUAUGGGCAUCACCAAGGCCCGGCUCCAGGCGACUUGGAGGGUCGCUACAUGCAGUCCUGGCUGCUUGAGCCCAUAUCAGGGUCCUUGCCCUUGACCGGAUUACCAACGAGUCAUCAUUACGGGAUCAAACCGGAGAGCCUGGGCGCACGAGUGGACAGCGCGCUGCCUGGAUCCCAUACCGCACUGCUCCUGUCCGACUUCACCAACGGGACAGUUGUGACGGCGUCCCCGGUGGACAAGAACACACUACCUGGCCAGACCGCAAACCUGAACGGGGAGGUAGAGGAGAAACCGGCCCUCGAUCCAAAUAACCCGGUAUCUAACUGGCUCCACGCAAGCGCCACGAGAAAAAAGCGCUGUCCAUACUCCAAGCACCAGAUCCUUGAGCUGGAAAAAGAGUUCCUCUUUAACACGUACCUCACGCGGGACCGUAGGUUCGAGGUCGCGAGGCAGCUCAACCUUACUGAGAGACAGGUCAAAAUCUGGUUUCAGAACCGCAGAAUGAAGAUGAAGAAAUGUAAUAAAGAUUGUGGACCAAAAAAUGAUUUAUAGGUACCUAUGACUCAUUGAACGAGAACGUAAAAAAUAUCACAAAAAGGGGAUAUAUGUGAAAAUACUGUCUUUUUUAGAAGUCGUCUUAUUGUUUUAUUCCAAACAGAAGCUGUUAUGUGUCUUGUAAAAAGCAUGUCAGGCUCACCUCGUCGGUUUGAUGCAACUACCUUUAUAUUGCACAAUUUAACAGUGCGCAUCAUUUGUUGUUAUUGUUAUUAGGAUGUUAAUUAAUUAAGGCCUCGGCUGCAAGUGUCAUUGUGUAACACGAGUAUUAGUAGGCCUGUUCUCUGUGCUCAUUUGUGUAUGGAUGUUUAUAGCUAUGUGUGUGUUCUCUGGUUUGUAGAUAUUUGUAUUUCCGGUUCAAAUGAAUUUAGUUUUAAAUGUGAUUAAGUUUUUGUUGUUGUUGCUGUCAUUAUUUCAGUUACUGGUAACGUUGAUUCAUGAUCUAACGUUGGAGUGAUCGACUAACGUCUGGCUGCUAACGUCUGGCUGCUAAGCUGCUAACGUGAUGGUAGCAUUUUGAAGGGGGUGCAUGAGUAUCGAAAGCCUUUUUAAAAUGCAUAUAGGCCUAUUGAUACUAUUCAUAGAAGGUACAUAACAAUCAUUUUGUGUUGACUACCUAGACGUCUCUCAACUACCUAUAAUUGCAAGACCUAUAAUUGCAAGAGCCUAUUUCAUUUUUACCUGACUCCGUUGUGAAGAAACAUAACGCUUGUAUAGGAAACUAUGUCUGAAUUUCAGGGAGUAACAUUUAGAGGACAUAUUGGAGAGAGGACAUUUUAAAAACACUGUAGGCUACGUAAUGAAUACCUCAUGGUCUGGAGACGUCGGUUCUCAAAUGUAAUUUGUACUUUAUUUAUUGAAUAAAACAAAUUAUAUCUGCGAAUGCAGCCACAUUGAAUUCUUAUCAUUUGUUGUG